AUGGUCCAUAAGUUCUCCUCUUCCUCCAUGCAGGCCACCAGAGCAGCCUCACCAGGUCCUCCAGGUCUACCUCUUCUUCCUUCCAACUGUUCCAUCAAUAGUCCAGAAGGACCCCAAGGACCACGUCGUGUUCCUCCACCAAUCCCACCUCGGUCCAAGCUACGGGCACCUCAGAAGCCACCUCUAUCUCCAACAACUCGGGACAUUUCUCCAGGACCACCACGGUCCAUAACUCUGCCUCUUCCUCCGUGCAUGCCAACAGAGCAGCCUCACCAGGUGAAAACAGAGAAGUACAUUACAAAGGUUGAAGACACAAAGCCGGAAGGAUUACUUCAUGCAAAUUAUGACAAUGGCGAUGUGUCCCAGCCUACUGCCAAUACUGAAUUACCAUCAUGUCCAGGUACAAGUGACAGAGGUCCUCCGGGUCUACUUCUUCUUCCCGCGAACUGUUCCAUCAAUGGUCCAGAAAGACCCCAAGGACCACGUUGUGUUCCUCCACCAAUCCCACCUCGGUCCAAGCUAUGGGCACCUCAGAAGCCACCUCUAUCUCCAACAACUCGGGACAUUUCUCCAGGACCACCACGGUCCAUAACUCUGCCUCUUCCUCCGUGCAUGCCAACAGAGCAGCCUCACCAGGUUGAAGACACAAAGCCGAAGGAAUUACUUCCUGCAAAUUACGAUGAUGGCAAUGUGUCCCAGCCUACUGCCAAUACUGAAUUACCAUCAUGUCCAGGUACAAGUGAAAGAGGUCCUCCGGGUCUACUUCUUCUUCCCGCGAACUGUUCCAUCAAUGGUCCAGAAAGACCCCAAGGACCACGUUGUGUUCCUCCACCAAUCCCACCUCGGUCCAAGCUAUGGGCACCUCAGAAGCCACCUCUAUCUCCAACAACUCGGGACAUUUCUCCAGGACCACCACGGUCCAUAACUCUGCCUCUUCCUCCGUGCAUGCCAACAGAGCAGCCUCACCAGGUUGAAGACACAAAGCUGGAAGGAUUUCUUCCUGCAAGUUAUGACGAUUGCGUUGUUACCCAUCCUACUGCCAACACUCAAUUAUCAUCAUAUGCAGGUACAAGUGACAGAGAUGACACUCUGCAGGGUUCUUAG
This is a messenger RNA of Arvicola amphibius (Eurasian water vole), 1104 nucleotides long. Its product is annotated as extensin-like. The record is from RefSeq and is a predicted model, not a curated record. The transcript is spliced from 7 exons. The coding region runs from base 1 to 1104 and encodes 367 amino acids. NCBI's taxonomy places the organism in Eukaryota, Metazoa, Chordata, Mammalia, Rodentia, Cricetidae.